This is a messenger RNA of Prunus armeniaca (apricot), 1713 nucleotides long. NCBI's taxonomy places the organism in Eukaryota, Viridiplantae, Streptophyta, Magnoliopsida, Rosales, Rosaceae. The record is from the annotation of a GenBank genome assembly.
AUGUCCAUUGCUGCUGCCUUUGCCUUGAAGCAAGUCCCAGCUUUAUCUUCAGCUCCAACGCAUGCUUUUACUCCGGUGGUCUUCCUUUGGUCUUCUUCUACUAGCAGCCCACACUCGAAGUUGCAGAGCUCAGAUGAUGGCAGUUCCACAGCUAAUAGCAAAUUUGUUGCCCGUCAUGAUGAUGUUGACGACGACGACCAGGACUUAGACGACGGCGACUUGAGACUCUCCGGUUCACAUAGGGGUGAUGAGGGUCUUGCUGGAGAUGUAAAAAGCAUUGUGAAUAUAUUAAGUCUGCGAAAAUCGUUGGGGUCUGAGAUGACAAGGAAGCUUGAUGAAUGUUGCAUAGCAGCCUCAUCAGAGCUGGUGGUGGAAGUUCUUUCACGCGUUCGCAAUGAUUGGGAAUCGGCAUUCGCCUUCUUCCUCUGGGCUGGAAAGCAGCCAGGCUACGCUCAUUCGCUGCGUGAAUAUCAUUGCAUGAUCUCCAUUAUGGGCAAAAUGAGAAAGUUUGACACUGCCUGGGGUUUGAUUGAUGAAAUGAGAGGUUUGUCACUUGUCACUCCUCACACACUCUUGAUCAUGAUUAGAAAAUAUUCUUGUGUACAUGAUGUUGGGAAGGCUAUCAACACUUUCUACGCUUAUAAACGCUUUAACUUGGUGGCUGGGAUGGAUGACUUCCAUGGCCUUCUCUCCGCCCUUUGCCGCUACAAAAAUGUACAAGAAGCUGAGCAAUUGCUAUUCUGCAACAGAAAUGUCUUCCCCUUUAACACCAAGAGCUUUAACAUUAUCCUCAAUGGUUGGUGCAAUAUCAUUGUAAGUCCCCGUGAGGCCGAGAGAGUUUGGACUGAGAUGAGCAAGAGAGGUGUUGUGCACGAUGCUGUCUCGUAUUCAUGUCUCAUAUCUUGCUAUUCAAAAGCCUCUAACAUUAACAGGGUGCUCAAGCUCUUCGAUCGGAUGAAGGCAAUGAAGAUUGAGGCGGAUAGGAAAGUUUACAAUGCACUCAUUUACGCUCUUGGAAAGCGCAGGCUCCUGAAAGAGGCUAUCAAUCUCGUGAAAACAAUGCAAGACAAGGGUAUUGCUCCCAAUGUUGUCACUUAUAACUCGCUCAUCAAACCUCUCUGCAAGGCCGGGAAAAUUGAUGAGGCUAGACACAUCCUUGAUGACAUGUUGCAGCGAGGCCAUCUUCCCACAAUUCAGACUUACCAUGCCUUCUUCCGUAUUUUGAGGACUGGAGAGAAAGUGUUUGAGCUCUUGGAGAUGAUGAAAUACACAGGUUGCCACCCAAAUACUGAUACCUACAUAAUGUUGAUUCGAAAAUUUUGUCGAUGGCGCCAGCUUGAUCACGUGUUCAAGUUGUGGAGUGAAAUGAGUGAGAAUGGAGUCAAUCCUGAUCGUAGCUCAUAUAUUGUGCUGAUACAUGGGCUCUUUUUGAAUGGAAAGUUGGAGGAAGCCUACAAAUAUUAUAUGGAGAUGAAAGAGAAACAGUAUUUACCAGAACCAAGGACAGAAGAGAUGCUUCAGUCAUGGCUGUCUGGUAAGCAGAUUUCCACAUUCCAAACAACUGAUAAAGAAGGAGAUCAACUGGACUGUAGUCAGCCAGACAUGAAAACUAGUGUAAUAUCCAAUAAAUCUCAUCAGGAAAAAGAUUUCCUUCGGCAACCUGAGACUAGGAAAGUUGUAAGGGAGCGGGGGUUUUCUUUUUGGGAGCAGUAG